UCUCUGCUUUUGGCGCGGUCUUGAUAGCGGUGUCGGCCAUCUUGGAACCACACUUUGUAAGGCAACUCUCGGAGACAUUACAUGACCACACGACUCAUUGAUUGGCACCUAAGCGUUAAUUGAGAAUAUAAACUGUUGUGUGUCCUCAUUUAACGAAGAAAGCAGACACUGUUUUUUAUUGCUCACUGAGCGGUGAAGCAAACUCAGGAUUUUUAACAGAACCGUUAUGGCGACUGCUACCCCAAGCCGUGAAGCUGGCCGGCCGGCGGCCUCUACACCUCUCUCCCCGACCCGGAUCUCUCGCUUACAAGAGAAACAAGAUUUGCAGCACCUUAACGAUAGGCUGGCAGUAUAUAUCGACCGUGUCCGGUCAUUGGAGCUAGAGAACGACCGGCUGAUGGUCAAAGUGUCUGAGAAGGAGGAGGUGACUACUAGAGAGGUGACAGGCCUGAAGUCUCUGUAUGAGGCAGAGUUAGCUGAUGCUCGACGGGUUUUGGAUGAAACUGCUAAAGAGAGAGCCAGGCUCCAGAUAGAUCUGGGCAAGGCUCAGGCUGAGCUAGAAGAAGCCACACGCAGUGCCAAGAAGAAGGAUGGUGAUCUUGCAGCAGCAAUUUCCAGGGCCAGUGGUUUGGAAGGCCAGCUGAACCAGAGUGAAGCUGCCCUUUCUACAGCUCUAAGCCAGAAUGCUGCUCUGACCUCCGAGCUGGCUGAUGUCAAGAGCCUGCUGGCUAAGGCAGAGGACAGCCAUGCUGUUGCUAAGCGCCAACUAGAGGCAGAGACACUAAUGCGUGUAGACUUGGAGAACCGCUGUCAAUCAUUAAGUGAAGAGCUGGAGUUCAGGAAGAGCAUGUUUGACGAGGAGGUGCGUGAGUCCCGGCGUCGCCAAGAGCAGAGAAUAGUGGAGGUGGACUCUGGAGUCAGACAGGACUAUGAGUUCAAACUGGCACAAGCUUUACAGGACCUAAGGAAGCAACAUGAUGAGCAAGUCUCUCUUUACAAGGAAGAACUAGAGCAAACCUUCAAGGCCAAGUUGGAUAAUGCUAAGGUGUCUUCAGAGAUUAAUGACAAGGCAAUGAGCACAGCCAGAGAGGAGAUGCAGGAGUCCCGUAUGAGAAUAGAGAGCCUCGGAUAUCAGCUGAGUGCCCUGCAGAAACAGGCAGCUGCCUCGGAGGACCGAAUCAGAGAGCUUGAGGAAAUUCUGUCAGCAGAGAGAGAUAAGCACCGCCGUGCUAUCGAGGGAAAAGAGCAAGAGAUGAGUGAACUGAGAGACAGAAUGAACGCUCAGCUCAGUGAAUAUCAGGAGCUGCUGGAUGUGAAACUCGCCCUAGAUAUGGAGAUCAAUGCAUACAGGAAACUGCUGGAGGGAGAAGAGCACAGACUCAAGUUGUCCCCUAGCCCAUCAGCUCGAGUCACUGUCUCCAGGAUAACUGGAUCUUCCUCCUCCCGCACCUCCAAGAGGAAGAGAGUGGAGGUGGAGGCUAAAGAUGUGCCAGAGGAGGGAAGAGGAGAGGAACAGCUGCUGGUGUCAGAAGAGGCCACAGCAAGUGGAGCAGUCACCAUAUCACCCACUGACAUGGAUGGAAACGCUGUCACACUGACCAAUGAUACCGAGCAGGACCAGCCUUUGGGCAACUGGAGGUUGAAGAGACAGGUUGAUGACGGGGAUGAGGUCAUCUACAAAUUCUCCCCAAAGUUUGUUCUCAAGGCUGGACAGUCAGUCACGGUGUGGUCUGCAGAUGCUGGCGUGGCCCACAGUCCACCAUCUGACUUGUUGUGGAAGAGCCAGGCUUCUUGGGGCACAGGAAAUGACAUCAUUACCACUUUGAUCAAUGCUGAUGGCGAGGAGGUGGCCAGCAGGAGUGUAACCAAGACUCAGGUGGAGGUAGAAAAUGGAGAAGAGGAAGAGGAAGAGGCACAAACAGGCAAGGUGUCAUCCAGAGAGUGUGCCAUCAUGUGAAGUCUUCAUAUUCUGUUGUUGGCUUUGACUUCCACAUUUUAUUUUACUUUUUUCUCCAGAGCCACUCAGAUAUGAUCCUGGUCAUUGCCUCAUCAUUUGAUGUUUUUUUAUUGUUCAAGAAGAUAUUAGAAUUUUUGGACUAAUGGACUAUUUUUACUGCUCUCCACAUUUCUGGACAUGCUUUAAUAUGAGUCAUUUCUCUAAACAUGACUUGCAAUGCCAAUGUUUGUGGAUCAUGCAAAGAUGAUGAAUGCAAACAUUCAGUGAAACUGUGGUGAGGUAACUGAAUACUCCCACCCCUACUAACAUUACUCUACUUGUCAAUGAUUGAUUCCACUGGCUGUCUUUCAUUCUUCUUCAGUAAGCAUUUUGGUUUCAUCUUUCAUGCACAGUAGAACACAGUAUAUAACACUUGCACAGAAACUGAAAGAACCUGCUAUAGUUUUCAACGUAAAGGACCUCCCCAUGUAGCUCCGUAACCAAGACCCUUUUGACCAAGAGGUCUUGAUGUGUUCCCCAUUUAUAUUUAUUUGUGUGGUCACCCAGUUAGAUUUUGCCCCUCUUAACAUUUUCCUCUGUGUUUUCUAUUGAUGUCUUUCUUUGAAAGAGCUGAAUGGAAAUGCAGAUGAAACUGAGUUGAUUGGAAAGCCUGAUGAAAUGAUGCACUAAUGCGAUUGUGCUAGAAAAGUGGUUUUCCCAAGUUAGCCUGUGAAUCCACUGCUGGUUGCAGCCAGUUGUCAAGUGUUGGACUUCAAAGCUUAGACCACCACAAAUGAACUCCAGACCUUUGGGACACACUGGGUCAUUUCAUGACUGGCUGUCAGAAUCCUGAAGCUGUCCCUGUCUUUGUGUUCAUUUCCUCUCUCUGCUUCAUCUCUGUCCUCCAUUUCCUCCAUGUUCUUUCUUUCUUCAAAGACAGCGACAAUGGAAUGUGAGUUCAUGUGAUCUCAGUUUUACUUGGGGUGAGUCAGCAGUAGUGGCCAGUUAAUAUCAGAUUAUUUUGAACAGUACAGUAUAUUGGAAUGAAAACGUUUAGUGCACACUAAAAUCUGGAGUCCUGCACCAAAUAGAAUAAGUUGAUUUGUAACAGUUACCUAGCAUGAGCAGUGUAUUUCAGUCUUGUGUCUCACCUCCUGUUGACAGUGAGUUCAGUAUUCACUGCUGUUGCAGCUCAGAUUCAGUCCAGCAACACCUUUUGAAAAGUAAGUGGUGUUCAGGCUUGGUUGCUUUAGUCUCUGAAUCAAGACAAUGAGCUGCAGCUGCAUACAAAUCUGCAGACCAGACCAGAAACAGGAAGUGUGUGUAUACGGUCAGGAGAGAAAAGAAAAGUGAUACUUAACUUUAUCUGGUAAUCAUGUCAUGAAAUGGAACCACACGGCAGAGUGGAGAGAUGAACCUAUGACAGCUGUCACACAAGAAUGGAUCCACAUGCAUCUCCUGCAUCAAAGAGAUGUUACAUAAUUAGGUUUACAGCCAUAAACAUGGUUAACUCAUAGUUAUGGGUUGGAAUGUUUCUCAGACAUGUUAGCAUUGUUAUAAUAACAGUCACCAGGUUUUCUCCAAGUUUCUCCUGGAACCAGAAUUCAGUAACAUUGCUGCAUCUUAAAACACUGAAUGGCCAAAAUGUGGCUGGAGUUCUACCUGGAGGAUGUGGGUUUGGUAUGUUGAUCCCAGUUUGGCCGUUGAAAUAAUGAAAAGAAAAGCCAUCUGACUGGCUUUGUCAGUCUGAAAUAAUAAACGGACAUAACAUUUAAGUAUACACAAGGUAAACAGUGAAAGCAACACUUGUAUGAUGCAGUUCAUGAGGUGAUAUUCAGAUGGUUGCAUUAUCACCAUCUCUUUAUUCUCAUGUUAUUUUUGGAUUGCAGUACAUUGUACGAGAGUUGCUCUUAUUGCAAACCUUGUGUGCCAUUUUGGGAAACUCCGUUUUUCUUGUGUGUUUGUAUGCUGUGCUUUACAUUAUUAGUUAUUUUCCUGUAGAGUUUUUGUCAAUGUAAUCUCUUUGUUUUACAUGAAACACUUAUUAUUUUGUGUUAAGGAACUCUGGGGUGAUUAGGGUUGGGUGUUUGUGACCUGAAGAGAAGGGUAAGAAUAGAUUCCUGGGCUUAAAUAUUUCAGGAUUGUGAUAAAACACUGAAUACUACUCCUGCAGUGUUCUUCUAAGAGUUUAAAGUCUUCACUCGGUGAGUGAAGGAUAUGGAAACCAUUCUGAGUUUCAUAAGUGACUGACUGAACAUCUGAAUUAGAUGAAGUGAGGCAGUGUUAGACAUACUGUGACUUGAUUGCUCUUGUCUAUACUGUAAGUCUUUGAUAUGUGAUAGCCACCAGUUUGCUAAUGCCAAUGCUAAUUUUACCAGUCACUCCAUGUUUUUUUUAGAAUUUAAUUUUGUAUAGACCCUCUUAAUCAAGCUUCAGUUAAAUCAAAAACUACUUCUGAAGUAUUCCUACAUGAAAAGCUUUUUGUUUUUUGGAGCAAUUGUUGCAUAUUAGUAUGCAUGAACAUUAGUUUGCUCUUUAAACAAUAUAUUUUGUUAUAGAUUUCCAGUUUUUAGCUUAACAGAAAUCAUAAAAUACCAAAAACACCAAAAUGCAAUAUUUAGGGCAGGUGAAAUAAAGAAACCCUCAGACCUUGGAGGAUAGUUGUAGUGACACAUCUCUGAAGGAAUAUUGAACAUAAGCACCCAAGUUUUAAUUGCUGGAGCAGAGACCUAGUAUUGUUCGUGUAAGUGGGGGUGGGGCUUAAUUAUUCAUUCAUAAUAAACUGUUGUUGAACUACUUUUUGUACCCACAAUAAACGUUUUACAUAUA
Thunnus maccoyii (southern bluefin tuna) is the source of this 4765-nucleotide messenger RNA. It is a transcript of the gene lmnb2, whose product is annotated as lamin B2. Bases 227 to 1957 code for a protein of 576 amino acids. The record is from RefSeq and is a predicted model, not a curated record. NCBI's taxonomy places the organism in Eukaryota, Metazoa, Chordata, Actinopteri, Scombriformes, Scombridae. The transcript has 13 exons.